Piliocolobus tephrosceles (Ugandan red Colobus) is the source of this 1243-nucleotide messenger RNA. It is a transcript of the gene GPX8, whose product is annotated as glutathione peroxidase 8 (putative). Gene Ontology annotation, biological process: response to oxidative stress. The transcript has 3 exons. The record is from RefSeq and is a predicted model, not a curated record. Gene Ontology annotation, molecular function: glutathione peroxidase activity. NCBI's taxonomy places the organism in Eukaryota, Metazoa, Chordata, Mammalia, Primates, Cercopithecidae. The coding region runs from base 75 to 704 and encodes 209 amino acids.
AACUAAUCCGGUUUCAAGUUUCAGCCCCUCCUUGAAUUCCAGGCUGCUGAGACGUCCCUCUAGAAUCCUCCAACAUGGAGCCUCUUGCAGCUUACCCGCUAAAAUGUUCCGGGCCCAGAGCAAAGGUAUUUGCAGUUUUGCUGUCUAUGGUUCUAUGCACAGUAACGCUAUUUCUUCUACAACUAAAAUUCCUCAAACCUAAAAUCAACAGCUUUUAUGCCUUUGAAGUGAAGGAUGCAAAAGGAAGAACUGUUUCUCUGGAAAAGUAUAAAGGCAAAGUUUCACUAGUUGUAAACGUGGCUAGUGACUGCCAACUCACAGACAGAAAUUACUUAGCACUGAAGGAACUGCACAAAGAGUUUGGACCAUCCCACUUCAGCGUGUUGGCUUUUCCCUGCAAUCAGUUUGGAGAAUCGGAGCCCCGCCCGAGCAAGGAGGUAGAAUCUUUUGCAAGAAAAAACUACGGAGUAACAUUCCCCAUCUUCCACAAGAUUAAGAUUCUAGGAUCAGAAGGAGAACCUGCAUUUAGAUUUCUUGUUGAUUCUUCAAAGAAGGAACCAAGGUGGAAUUUUUGGAAGUAUCUUGUCAACCCUGAGGGUCAAGUUGUGAAGUUCUGGAGGCCAGAGGAGCCCAUUGAAGUCAUCAGGCCUGACAUAGCAGCUCUGGUUAGACAACUGAUCAUAAAAAAGAAAGAGGAUCUAUGAGCAUGCCAUUGCAUUUCUAAUAGAACAGAGAAAUGUCUCCAUGAGGGUUUGGUCUCAUUUUAAACACUUUUUUUUGGAGACAAUGUCUCACUCUGUCACCCAGGCUGGAGUGCAGUGGUGCAAUCUCAGCUCAUUGCAACCUCUGCCUCUUUAAACAUGCUAUUAAAUAUGGCAAUGAAGGAUUUUUUUUAAUGUUAUCUUGCUAUUAAGUGGUAAUGAAUAUUCCUAGCAUGAAGAUGUUACCCAAAGCAAAAUCAAGAGUAGCCAAAGAAUCAACAUGAAAUAUAUUAACUACUUCCUCUGACUGUACUAAAGAAUUCAGAAUUUAGUGACCAAUGUGCCUCAAUAUCUUAUUAUUCAACUUGACAUUUUCUAGGACUGUACUUGAUGAAAAUGUUAACACACUAGACCACUCUUUGGAAUCAAGAGCACUGUGUAUGACUGAAAUUUCUGGAAUAACUGUAAAUGGUUAUGUUAAUGUAAUAAAACACAAAUGUUGAAAAGUAUAAAAUAUAUAUACAUAGAUUCAAAUCCUUAUA